Messenger RNA from Centropristis striata (black sea bass), 2273 nucleotides. RefSeq names its product ATPase Na+/K+ transporting subunit beta 1b (gene atp1b1b). The coding region runs from base 132 to 1037 and encodes 301 amino acids. Gene Ontology annotation, molecular function: ATPase activator activity. The transcript has 6 exons. Gene Ontology annotation, cellular component: sodium:potassium-exchanging ATPase complex. The record is from RefSeq and is a predicted model, not a curated record. NCBI's taxonomy places the organism in Eukaryota, Metazoa, Chordata, Actinopteri, Perciformes, Serranidae. Gene Ontology annotation, biological process: intracellular sodium ion homeostasis; sodium ion export across plasma membrane; potassium ion import across plasma membrane.
AUUAGGGUGCCUCGCAGCGGACCGAGCUGGGUUGCUGCUCUGCCUCGGUUCGGGACUUGGAUCCACACGGAGGGAGCCAAAGAAGAGACGCCUGAAAGAACGGAACACUUUUAUCGGGACAUAAAUCAAAAAUGCCUUCAAAACAAGACGAUGGCGGGUGGAAGCAGUUUCUGUGGAACUCGGAGAAAGGAGAGCUGCUGGGUCGCACCGGCAGCAGUUGGUUCAAAAUCAUCUUGUUCUACAUCAUCUUCUACGGCUGCCUGGCUGGAAUCUUCGUCGGGACCAUCCAGGCCUUGCUGCUCACUCUGAGCAACUACAAGCCCACCUGGCAGGACAGAGUGGCCCCCCCUGGCCUUACACACACCCCGAAAUCCGAGAAAUCUGAAAUGGUUUUCAACCUCAAUGACGUGGAGACCUACCUGCCUUACACCAAGGCCUUGAGGGACUUCUUGGCCAAGUAUGACGAGGAGGGACAGAGGGACAAGAUGAAGUUCGAUGACUGUGGAGACGAGCCAGCAGAAUACAAGAACAGAGGCGACUUGGACAGCGAUGUCGGCAUGAGGAGGGCCUGCCGUUUCUCCAGGACCUGGCUGGGACCUUGCUCCGGCAUCGAGGACCGCGACUUUGGUUUCAAGGAGGGCAAGCCCUGCCUCAUUGUAAAGCUCAACAGGAUUGUCAACUUCCGUCCUAAGCCUCCUACCUCUAAUACAAGUAUCCCUGAAGAGGCUCAAUACAAGGUCCAGCCCAACGUCAUCCCCAUCUACUGCACCAACAAGAAAGAGGAGGAUGCUGGUAAAAUCGGGGAGAUCAAGUACUACGGUAUCGGCGGCGGGUUCCCCCUGCAGUAUUACCCGUACUACGGCAAGCUGCUGCACCCUCAGUACCUGCAGCCGCUGGUGGCUCUGCAGUUCACCAACCUGACCCAGAACACUGAACUGCGAAUCGAGUGCAAAGUGUACGGAGACAACAUCCACUAUAGUGAGAAGGACCGGUUCCAGGGACGCUUUGAUGUCAAGUUCAUGGUAAACAGUUUAUGACGGACAUCAGGACCAUAGCAACCUCCCUGGCCGCCCUCCCCCCUUCGGCCCCUUUUGCCCUUCCCUAAAUACAAAUCUAAUGUAGGAGAUUCUAAGCGAGGGGGGUAGGCUGUAGCGGUUAAGUCAAUCACAAAUAGUCUUGAAUGAAUAAAUGAAGAAAAUACCUGAUAGGGGACCGAUGUGUAAUCUUGUCUGCUUUCAUCUCUAGCUUCUACACUUCUGUCUAGCGUUAAAAUGUAAUUUAGAGGAAAAGUAGCAAUAGGCCUAAUAAGAAUAUUUAUUCAGCUGUAAAUGAGACUUUUCCACAAGCCAUGGGACAUUGUCCAUUGAUGACUGUAAAGUUUAAUUCCAUCUCCGAUGUGUAGCGAGCUGUGUCGUCCCCUCUGCAUAUCGCUGCCUCGUGUGGUUUCACUAGAUAUUUUUGGAGUGUGCAUUAGUCGCAAAACGUGGUCCUUCUAAACCACGCUGUCCUCGUUUUCUUCCGUGAGCAAGCUUUAGCAGUUCUAGGCUUCACUUCAUGAUCGAAGUAGUCUCGACGUGGUCCACUCUUCUGAUGUGUGUAAGGAAAAGGCUGCACUCCAGGGAACUUCUUUCCUCUUUUUAUUAUUCUUUUACGUCUGAUCAUGGGAGACUUUGCCUUUUAUUUGCUUUGUUAAAUCACUUAAAUGUGUGAAGGGGUUUUAUUACUUGGUUUCAUGCCUUUUACUUUUGAUUUUGCCUUGAAUGUAGAGUUGUGUCCAGCCCGUUAGACACGCCGGCCUGCUGACACGACGCCGACGGUGCUAACUCUGGUUUUUAACAUUUUCUUUUUGCUGGAUUCAUCACAGCACUGUGGUGUAACUCUCUGAAUGUUUUAGCCAUUAAACAUGGUGGAUGAAUUUUAUAUUUAUGCAGUUGUACAUUUUGUUUCUUUGCAGAAUAUUGUAAUGUAUAAAUGCAAUACCAAAGUGACGAGUUGAAGAGAGUCUUUACCAGAAGCAAUGCAGUACUCGUUUUUAGGAUCUCAUCAUGUUAUAAGUGCUAAAGUCAAUGUCUCGCCUUGCGACCUCAAUGGUUAACUCUUGAUUUGUGUUUUGGCCACGAAUGUAGUCAGGUGGAGGAUGGACGGGUAACAAGCAGCCAGUUGAAUCCCACAUAGACCUGAUUUCAUGCAUUAAAAAAAAAAAGAUAAGAGUUCUUUCAGAGCUCAGUGGCUUUAGAUGAUUAAUGAUGUUGGCUUUAAUAUUCCAUUGAUCU